ACUGCUCUGCUUAUUCCCUCCAGGGCACCUGGCAUUGGCCACUGUCGGGAGACAGGAUACUGGGCUAGAUGGACCUUUGGUCUGACCCAGUAGGGCCAUUCUUAUGUUAAGGGAAUUAUUACUAUGUGUAGCAACCCCUGGCUUGAAGGGGUUUACAGUUUGGUUCAGUGGCUCUCAGCACCCCCACUAUAACAUCGUUCCAGCACCCCAGAUGGUUGCUUAGGAGUUGCUAUGUGAAUCAGUGUUGCUACCUUGUAUGAUUCUGUUAUAAAUCUUGCAAUAUUUGGUGGUUUUUCUAGAGCUCCAGCUGCUGGAAUCAAGAGAAUAGGUGCAAAUUGCAGUGUUCAUUUUUUUUAAAUGUAAGUUUCUAGCCCUCCUGAUUGCAGGGAAAACCUUGAAAACAUGAAGCAAGUGUAACUUAAAAGCUCAGAAAACAGAAGACAAAUAAAAAGGAAUUAAUUUUAGACUCUGCCACAGACUUCCUAUGUGACCUUAGCAAAGUUACUUAGCCUCUCUGUGCCUCAGUUUCCCAUCUGUAAAAUGGGGAUAAUAGCACUGCCCUAUCUCACCGAUGUGUCAUGAAGAUAAAUACAUAAAAGACUGUGAAGCGCUUUGAGCUCUCCUGAUGAAAAGUGCCAUGGAAGAAACUGAUUUAAAAUAUAAUAUUAAUAUAAUAACUAUCAUGAUUUUUUGGCACCUGACUCAUGAUUUCUGAAUGCUUGGGAUUGGCCACACUGUUUGAUGGUCCCAGCCUAGAUACGUUAGGUAUGUAGCCACACUGGAUAAGUAGAUUAAACUAGGAGUGUGAUCACCUCUUUCAGAAGCUGCCAUGACGCGUCUCAAUGUUAUGCAUCAAAGUGGCAUUGUGGCAUCUGGCGGUGAUGGGACACAGCAAGAGGAAGAGAAUGGGGACAAGAGGCAACAUGCCUGAGGAAGCAGUUCGUGUCCAAAGGAGGCCUGAGCUGAAGGCUGGCUGUGUGGGGGUCCCAGGAGCACAUGUGCAGUGCUCCGGGCCCCCACCCCAGAAAGGCUGUCACUCAGACAGGGCCCCAGCGAGUAUUUAGCACUGAUGCACAAACCAAUUGAAGUGCAGGGAAUAAAGGGACUUUUUCCACCCAGAAAUGUUUCCUGCAUCUUAUGCAAGCUUCUGAAUGUGGCUGUCCUUCCUUGGGGGCCUGAAGGAUGGAUGGAGGUGGUAGGAGGAGUGACUCCUUUUCCCCUCUUCUCCAGAGGAGCGGGAGCUGGCAGGUUGGUUUGGGUGGCAGGGGACAGAUCUUCUGUUGGAGGAGUCAGACACGGGUGGACUCUUUUUUUCCCUCUGAUGGGUGCUGUGCUGCUGCUCAGUCUCUUGGCGGGAAGGCCGAGUACCCCAGAAACAUCCCAGCUUCUCCUGCUGCAGGUUCCCAGGGAGGGUAGGAGCUGAGUUCCGCUAAGCCAGAGCCAAGGACAUUUCCUUCUGCGCUUAGCGGGGGAGCUGCUGUCCCCCUGUUACUUGGACCCCUGUUUAUCCACUGGGCUGAGCUGAGAGCUGGGCCGAGACCUGUAAUCAAAACUAGCACAAGCCGGAGGAGUGGCCACCUGGACAGGGCCUGCAAGCUGGCAAGGCCCUCUCACCCACGGAGGUGUUCCUCCAGACAGGGAUAAGGCGGGGGAGACUUGUACCACCACUGCCUGUGCCAGUGCUAAACGGGAUGUGCUAAUAUCAGAAAUCUCCUCAGCCAACUCUUUCAGGGUUCUUGGGUCCAGGCCCACUGAUUUAAAAAUGCUUAUCCCUAGGAGAUGUUGUUUAACAUCCUCUUUGGUUACUAACAGACUGGAAAGUACUUCAUCAUCUUCAUGUGAUUGAGUACAUCAUCCUGCUCCUUUCCAAAUAUGGAACACAAAUAUUUAUCCUUUUCUGCAGCACUAUUAACAGUGUUACCAUCUCCAUCAUGUAAUGGGCCUAUACCAGUGCUAGGAUUUCUUUCAUUUCUAACACAUUUAGAAAACCUCCCGCUGAUUACCCUUAGCCGUGCCAGCCAUGGAUUUUUCCCUGAUGUCUUCAGCUUCCUUUAUCAAUUUUCUACACAUCCUGAAUUCUAAUAUAUAUUGAUUGCUAUCUAUUUCCCCUUUUCCCAUUUCUUAUAUAUUGGUUUUUAUUUCUAAUUGCUGCCUUCACUUCAUCACUGAACCAGAUGCAGUUUGCUGCCUCAGCACAGAGUAGAGAUCUUGUUUAAGACUGCUUUGCUCUUAUAUAGCACCAGCCUUCUCAGGAUCUCAAGCUGCUUUGCAAACACUGAUGUGUUACGCCCCUCAAACCUCUGUGAGGUUAGUCAGUAUUUUCCCUGUUGUUUUUUUACAAAAAGGGGAAACUGAGGCAAAAAGCAGUGAGGUGACUUUCCCAAGACAAAGAGUGAGGUUGGAGGCUGGUGUAAAGCAUAGGAGAAACAUUUUCAAAAACUCCUAAGUGACGUAAGUGAAUAAAUCCCAUUAUAUUUUUUAAAAUGGGACCUAGGGUACAUCUAAAAGAACCCAUGGGAGCACGUCUUAGAGCCCAUGUCAACUCAGGGCUCAUGGGGGCUCAAAAUAACAGUGUAAAUGUUCCUACUCGGGCUGAACCCUGGGCUUUGCGGGGGACAGUUUCAGAGCCCAGGCUCCAGCCGGAGCAGGAAUGUCUACACUGCUAUUUGUAACCCCCUAGCACAAGCCUGAGUCAAUUGACCCAGGUUCUGGGAUUGGCAGCCAGCCAUGGGAGGGGUUUUUGCAGUGGAGAUGUACCCUUAGGCACCUAAGUCACUUAGGCACUUUUGAAAAUGUUACCAUAGAUCUGCUGAUUUUGAGUCCUUAAUCCCAAGCGAAUCCUUCAUCUAAACUGACAGGCCUGCAACGCUCCCGUUUUCUGCACAAGAACAUUUCCCUGGCUCCUGGGGAAGGGUAUAGGUGUGUGUGUCUUUCCUCCGGGCACCAGUAUUGACUCUCCAGGACAAUGAUACUCAGACCGAGGCUCGAGAGCUGCAAGUGGCUCUUUAAUGCGUCUCCUGUGACUCUUUGCAGCACAUGAUAUUAAAACCCUGUGAUUUAAUUAUUAACCAAUCAGGAUGCUUUUACUAUUUCAUUAACCAAUUAUGUUAUUAAUUUGCAUUAAGUUAUUAACAUAUUUGCUGUCAGAAUUAUAUACAGAAACUAAAUAGUUCCCCUGCCAGACUGUUUAAAUAUGACUAUAGAGCACUAUAAUAAAUGAAACCAUGAAUUCACAUGACCGUGACUCUUUUGGGUAAUGUUGAUUGCGAAUCUGGCUCCUGAACUACUGAGAUCUGAGUAUCACUGCUCUAGGGUGUGAUUUAGGAGCUUGCAGGGCAAAGGACUUUCUGGGCACAAUGCCAGGGGAGGAGGGAAUCCACACCCACUCCUGUCAAACCCAUUGCUGAGCAGCCGAAAGUGAAACUCACUUUGCUUCUGUUUCCCGGAGAAAGAAUCAUGGCUCAGGCUGCCGUGAAUCUGACUGAAGAUCUGCAAAACGAAGCCACUUGUCCCAUCUGCCUGGACUCUUUUAAAGACCCAGUGAUCACAGAGUGCAGCCACAAUUUCUGUAGGGCGUGCAUCAGUGACUACUGCAAGGAAUCACUGAGAAACCUCCCCUGUCCUCAGUGCAGGAAGACAAUCCAGCCAAGGAACUUCAGGCCUAACAGGCAGCUGGCGAACAUGGUAGAAAUAGCUGUGCGGCUCGGGGUCGAAGCAGCAAAGAAAGCGCAAGAGAUUGUGUGCAAGGAGCACAAGGAAUCUUUGAAACUCUUCUGCGAACAAGACCAGAGACCGAUCUGUUUGGUGUGCAGGGAGUCCCAGGCGCACAGGGGUCACACGGCGGCUCCAAUAGAGGAGGCAGCGCAGGCCUACAAGGAAAAACUUCAGAGCAAUUUGUGUUUCUUACAAAAAGAGAGAGAAGAAUUUGAACCGUAUGGAGAAGAGAAAAGCGACGAACUGCUGAGACAGACAGAAUCGGAGAGACGGAAGAUUCUGUUGGAAUUUGAGCAGUUGCAUGAGUUUCUGGGUGAACAACAGUGCCUUCUUCUGGCGCAGCUGGAAGUGCUAGAUGAGGAGAUUUUAAGGAGGCGGAAUGAAUAUGUCACCAAAGUGUCAGAGAAAACGUUACUACUCAACGAACUGAUCAGCGAGAUACAAAGGAAAUCUUCCCAGCCAGCGACAGAAUUCCUUAAGGACGUUGGCAGCACCUUGAGCAGGUGCGAGUGUGUGAAGGUCCCAACUCCAGAGCCCGUUUCUCCCGUGCUGAAGAAGAGAGUCAGCGACUUCUCUGAAAAUAAUCACCUUGUAAUGGGGGUGCUGGCCAUGUUCAAAGAGAAUCUGCGAGCUCAGCUGGAUAAAGAAAAAGUCAACGUGACUCUGGAUCCGGAAACAGCAAAUCCCCACCUCAUCCUGUCAGAGGAUGGGAAAAGCGUGAGACUCGGAGCGGGGCGGCUGGAUGUGCCUGCCAAUCCCAAGAGGUUCAUGUCGAGCCCCUGUGUCCUGGGCUCUGAGGGAUUCACAACAGGGAGACACUAUUGGGAGCUGGAGGUCGGAGAUGGGGAUGGCUGGGCUGUGGGGGCUGCCAGAGAGUCUGUGGAGAGAAACAGGCCAUCAACGCUUCAGAUGAAAGGGAUUUGGGCUGUACGUCUGGGCUGGGAUCGUCAAUACGCAGCUCUCACUUUCCCCCCGACCCCUCUCUCACUUGACGAGAAGCCCAGGAAGAUUCGAGUUCACUUGGACUACGAAGAGGGGCAAGUGACCUUUUACAACGCAGAGAACAUGGCCCAAAUCUUCAACUUCUCUGCCUCUUUCAAGGAGAAAAUCUUCCCUUACUUUUGGCUCUGGUCCCCAGAAGCAUGCAUCCAGAUGUGCCCCUGAUGGUAUCAAGUUUCUUACAGUGGCUCUCACAUGAGAACUCCUGCACACUUGGCUGCAGCUGGAGAAAGAGAGGAUUCAUUAAAAUAACGCUAGCUAAU
Molecule: messenger RNA, 4976 nt
Organism: Chrysemys picta bellii (western painted turtle)
Lineage: Eukaryota; Metazoa; Chordata; Testudines; Emydidae
Product: E3 ubiquitin-protein ligase TRIM39-like
Biological process (GO): protein ubiquitination
Cellular component (GO): cytoplasm
Molecular function (GO): ubiquitin protein ligase activity; protein binding; zinc ion binding
Source: RefSeq, a predicted model, not a curated record